This is a messenger RNA of Epinephelus lanceolatus (giant grouper), 7197 nucleotides long. RefSeq names its product ALMS1 centrosome and basal body associated protein (gene alms1). Gene Ontology annotation, molecular function: microtubule binding. Lineage: Eukaryota; Metazoa; Chordata; Actinopteri; Perciformes; Serranidae. The record is from RefSeq and is a predicted model, not a curated record. Gene Ontology annotation, cellular component: cytosol; centriole; centrosome. Gene Ontology annotation, biological process: regulation of centriole replication.
AUGGCAACGGUCCUUGGAUACGAGCAGGAGGAAGCGCGCUCACUGUGGCGGACUGAUAACAACAUCAACAACAUGGAGCCUCCGCAGCGGGCGGCAGCGUCUCCUCAGUCACCAGCAGAUGAAGAUGUGAGUCAGUCUGUUGGACAAACAUCCACAAACCAACUUGAAGCUCAAAGUCACAGUGAUGCGGAUCAGGACCAGAGGCAGCCCAGGCUGGAAACAGAUGACAGGGAGCUUCAGCAGCUGUGGGGACGCUCUUUUCAACCAGAAUUUCAGGACAGUAACCUGUCUCCAGCCCUCUCCCUGUUGCCUGGAGCGGGACACAACUUCACUGAUUAUUCUUUAUUCCAACAAAGUGACAAUGAAUUUGUCCCUUUAAGGGCAUAUCCAGACAUUUCCCUGGCAUCAGAGAGGUUUCACUCUGCAUCCCAGGAUCGCACCACUCAGGCCUCAGAGCAGGAAUCACUGUCCCAGCAUCCUUUGGCUCAGGUGACCAGACUGUCUGAAGAAGGAGUGAGCAGCUGCUGCUCGCUGUCCCAGCACAGUUUGUCUCUAACAGAUGAGCACAGACAAGAGGAAACUAUUCACUCACCACUGACUGACAAACAGAGAGUACCACGGAGCAGAGAGAACGUCUCCAAGACACUGACUGACCCUUCAAACAAGUCAGCAGGAGAAGCUGCUGAAAAUGAGACGUUCUUCCUAAGUAAGGACGUUCCUGCUCAGCGUCUUCUGGAGCUCCUUCAGAAAGAUAUCGGUAUGCCAAGCAGCAGCAGCAGUGCCGUUUCCUCUGCUUCUGAAACCUCUGUGAAGGCAGCUGCAGAGUCUCAGAGCCUUGAAGUUACCAAACCACACACUGACCAAAGUAUGUUUAGGAGAGAGGGUCCUCCAGGUGAAGCUUCUCUUCCCCAGCAGCAGACACAACAACCUGACAGAGAUUCACACUCUAACCAAUCACGAUCAUUGUCGUCUGAGGUCUGUAACAUCACCACGGGGCCUCGCAGCACGAAACCUGAUGACAGUAGUGAAGCGUUACACAGAGCGCUGCUGUCUGAGGUAGAGAGGAGUAGCAGCCAUGAAGCUGAAUCUGAAAACCAGCAGCUGAAAAGCUCCACACCACCUGGUCAGUCCCUCACACCGCAUCCCACAGCAACGUUUGAAGGCAAGCCCAGUGUGACCAGAACAAAUCCAGGUGGGGUGCCGUGGACAGGACCGUUUUCAGUAGGUGUCUUGCGGGGUCACAGAGAACAAGACCUUUGGUCCUCAGGGAACCAAACAGGGAUCGAUGGGUCCUACCUGGGUUUCCUUCCACAGUCUCAGUCCACUCCUGGGGCGUUUAAGGCCCCUCCCAAGUCCAGCGUCAAGGCUAAAUUAGGGCAACUUUCUGCCAUAGAAUCCAAUAAAGAGAACUCAUAUCAGUCAGGGAUCUCUCCACAGCCAGCUGCUCCUGUGGCUGAUGUCCAUCUCCCAGACAUAGUAAAUCAGAGCCAAGAGGAAGCUACCUCUGCAAAAGUCCAGUCUCUCCCAAGUCUCAACUUUAUGCAGAAAGUAGACGCCUGGAGGAUAAAUCAAAGUUCAGGAAAGACAUCACUAUUUGAUAGUUUAGCACUGCAGGGAUUCUCUGGCAUCUCUCCCAAAAAGAAAGCUUACGAUGCAGUAUCUGACUCCCUGAAUCGCAUCCUGAGUCAGCAGGCAAUGAGUUUACAACAGCCUCCUGUUUCAAGUGCUGCCAACCAGGAUGUCACACAGAGCUCCUCCACGGCUCCCUCGGGCUCUUCUUCUACAAGAAGAGGGGAGGCGGUGGGCAGCGCUCCCAGUGACAAAGACAACACUGGUUCUGCAGCAAGACCCUCCACCUCGUCCUUCGGCAGGUCACAGUCCCACUCCUCCCUCAGCACCGUGGUCAUGUCGGCCCAGAAAAAUCAGCCAGUGGAGAGACCUGCAGAAGAAGAGAACAGUCAGACUCAGGACGAUGUCCGUCAUCAGCCAGCUGCCACAGUUCAACCUGCGGCUCGCGUGAGCCUCAGUCGGUUCAGCGACGUGUCGCUUGAUCGAGAUUUGACACUCUCAAGUUCCCAAGGUAGUUACAGCAGUGGAGUUAAAUUAGGAACUUCGGUCGGAGCGUCUUCUGCUGUCAGUCUAGAGGUCGAUAACUACGCUCCUUACUGGACGUCCAAACUAUCAACACCACCUCCUCUGCCCAGGCCGCGAGAGCUCAACAUUGAAGAACGAAUUCCGUUGUAUCUCCAUAACCUGGGUAUUGAACAGUCUCCCUCAACAAUCUUGACUCCAUUUGUGCCCAGAGGGCCAAUCAGAGAGCCUGAAUUCUCUCCCACUGAUCUCUGUACAAUUAAAGGAUCUGUUGGAACCCCGACCAAGAGCACGCAGCCCUCUGAAGGUGACAGUCCUCAUAAAGGAGAGUUUUCCAGGUCCAGCAUUCUGUCAGUGGACUCCAGUAUGUCCAUACCUCUGAGCCUGGACAGUCUCGGUCCAGGUGUAUCCGUCCCAGAGCGGACCAGACGGGCUUCUCCCUCUUCAGACACAGAUGAUAUCCAGAGUGAGCGCAGACUGACACACUCCUCCCCGCCCAGUGAAGACUUGUAUCCCUCCACACUGCAGACCACCCAGCAGGAGCACAUGAACAGCAGCUUAACCAGCAGCCAGAACACCAUCCAGCUCGGGGACAGGUUUGACUCUGAGCCCUUGGUAGAUACCAAGGCUAGGUUUGGGGACAGAGACUCAGACUCUACCUUACAAACUAGCCGUAGUUUGGAGCGAAGUGCAGCAGAUUCUGUCGUUAGCUCCAAAGCUUUGUUGGAGAUCCGUAAACUUCUCUCUCAGGCGGAGAACAUGGUGUCUACUGGGUCUUCAGGGGCCUCCUCACCCUCCCCUGCUGCGCCUCGUCUACUCUCUGAUGAUGACAUCUUCCUCUCACUGAGGAAGAAAACCAGCAGGCUCCAGGACUCCUCGUUCUCCUCCUUCUCUGCAACUGUGGAUCCCAGGACUGGAUCCUCCCUGCUGUGGGUGAGGUCCUCGUCUGACUCCAUGUUGACCUCAGAGAGACUGAGAGAAACCUCUAUUGGUCAAGAGAGUGUGACCUCACCAGGUCAGCCUCAUUAUCCAUCCACACAAGCUCUCAUUACCACAGGUGCAUACAUUAGGCCACAGGAUAGCUCUGUUGAUAGAGAUGCAGGGUCGUCCCUCGUCCUCUCCCAGUCAGCCCGACGUGCAGAACCUGAGGGCUGCAGCGCUGCUCCUCCUGAUAACACAGUCCCACCACAGCCACCAGUCAGCAAGCCUCUACCAGGUUUGAGUACACAACAGAUCCCCUCUACUCCUGCAGACUCAGCAGGUGUCUCAGACAACGACAGAAGUCCUGCACAGAGCAGCUCCUCCUCACCCAUCCAAGAGGACAGUGAUCAGGGCGUGAUGAGUGACGGGAGCAAUGAGAGCUCGCUGGCAGUCAGAGUGGCCAAGUUACUGCAGAGUGAAUCUCCGGCCACUAUGGUGUCCAGUACACCCAGCGUCACUGACCAAGAGGAGAGCAAAGCCAGAGAGUGGAUCAAACUGAAGAUAUCAGGACAGCAGUGUGAGCCGCUGGAGUUGGACAAAGAAGACAGAAAGCGGAUUGAAGAGAUCAAGAGAGAGCUGCUGUUGAAAAACCCUCUGAAGAGUCAGGGAAGCACAGAUACAGAGAGCAGUGCAGCAUCCAGCGUCAGAGUCCACAAGGAGCAGGUUCAGCUUCAGCCAACAGACACAGUCACUGCCUUUCAUGACUCCAACAACCAGCCGUCCCAGCCGCUGCAGCACCUCAGCUCUCACAUCCCCUCAGAUCUCUCCACUGACUCCAGUGUGCAGCUUCAGAACCCUCCUCGUCCAGAUCUAGAGGUUCAGAUACGUGAGAUCGCUGCCAGAGAAGGGGUAACCCUCGCUCGGACAAACCCUCAGGCCCUCACGUCUAUCACCAUCGCCACACGCAGGCGCUCCACCUCCCCCUCUCCCUCCACGUCUCCUGCACCUCCCAUCAGUCCAGCACCUGAGCUGCUCCACCUGGCUGAGCUCUCCACAGGAGCACCUGAACAACCUAAAGCUAACAGGCAGCUUCCCUCAACCAUAGAUGAAGAGGAUGAGGCAACCAGAGACCCGGCGUCAGUGUUUGAACUAAGCAGUAGUCUCAACAUCGGAAACCAAAACUUGACUUCUACGAGGAGUCGGAGGAGGCAGGACGCUGUAGGAGGCCAGUUUGAAGAGCCGUCAAAGGAUUUAGGUGGAGAGGAUGUGAAAGCUAAAGAGGACAACACACAGUCUGUAAGGCGAGAUGGUGAGGUAUCUGUGCACGACAGCUCUGUUUCUGGUGCUAUUCACAAAGCUGAACAGACCACAGGUUCGUCCCCGACCAGGACAGGUCACGUCUCACAUGUCCACCUCACUCUGUCCCCCAAAGCCACAGACGUCUUUCCCAGUCACGCUGAUGCUGUAACGGGGCUGCCACGUAAAGAAUUCGUCCCCCUCAGACACUCCUUUGCUGCCACCAGCCCGGACGAAGGUGUCGGGUUGUCCAGUCCGCCAGAGUGGUACGACACCAGAGAGCCAAUAAGACUGCGGCGGCCUGAAAGAGCGGACACCUCCACGCUCUUCAAAACCACCGUGCCUCGGGACAGGAUGAUCUCCACGUCCACACAGUCUUUCACACCACGUCACAGAGUUGUUGUGUCACCAAGACCCUCAACCACUGAAGCACCAGCAGUGCCUGUCCUGUUGCCUUACAAACCACGAGGCAGUGAGGAGGUCUUUUACAUCCCUCAAACAGAAGCUGACAUCUCCUCCAACGACCCCUCUGACACCACCAUGGAGAGCUCCCACACAGGCUCAGAUGACGCCGUCCCCCCACGCUUCAGCAGCGAGGUCCUCGGGCACCAAGAUGCUGGGUUGGACCGAGGUGUCACCAUCAGACACUCAGAGGGGAUCUACAGCAAGAGGUUAAAAACGGCCACCUUCAAAAUGAACGAGCCCGAACACGGAGGUGCUCCUGUAUCAGCAGAUGGAACCUCACAAACAACACGUGUUACUGGAACUCCAAAAACAUCUUCUCAUGAAUCAGCUGCCGUCACCAGAGUGCCUUCAUCCAGCAGCCGAGGAGCCUCCAAGAGGGACCAGGGCACCAGCCCGGUCCACUUCCCCAGUAAUGAUCAUCCAGAGCCGAGCCGUGUGAGAUUUCAGCCAGUUCAUGUGGAUGUGGACUACGACAUGGUGAGCCAUCACCUGGACCAAAGCUCUGCUCCUCAGACAGGAGAGGAGCGAGGCGAGGUGAGGAGAGACUCGGACCUCCGUCACCCCGUCGCCCAGCAGAGCAGCAGCACUCUGGACCAGCUGUGGGAGCGGUUCUGUGAUCAGUGGAGCCUGGAGGAGUCCAGACCGACCAGCGACAGAGAGGCGUCGCUGCUGCAGCGGCUGGAACGCCUGUCCCGUCUUAUUCAGAACACAAGAGGUGCUAACAUGUCAGAGAGGAGGGGAGGAGACGCUCCAGAGAGAGACAGAAAGAAGGGCAGUGGAGAGGUGAAAAGGAGUGGAGGUGGUGAAGCCAGAGGAGGAAGAAAGGUUGAAGGUAAACCUCCCGUCCUUCGUCAGGCCUCCACACAGAGGCUGCAGGUGGAGGAAACUUCUCAAUCUGUAGAUGAGGACCGCCGAGACUCCUUCACCUCCUGCUUCUCCCAGGACUCCUCUCAGAGUCCACACCUCUGUCCUGCAGACCGGGACGAGUCAGAGACCCUGUCCUCCAUGUCUGGCUCCAUGUCCACCGUGGACACAGCGCGGCUGGUCCGAGCCUUCGGCGCCCACAGAGUCCAGAUCCUGAAAACAAGCUCCAGCCUCAGUAAACUCUACAGCACCAUCAACAAGCAGAAGGAAGGGAGGGAGCAGAGGAGAGGAAGAUACAAAGAGCCGCCUCACAUCAUCACGCUGUCAGAGACCACCAUCACAGAUGAGUCCACGGUUACUGCUGAUUCUGCAUCAUCAACCAGCACUUACACGCUCCCAUCACACCGCGGCCCCUCCAGGAUGCUGGCAGCUAAGAAGGCCGUUAAACUGGUCAGCAGAGGCAUCCAGGCAGGUGACCUGGAGCUCGUCAGUAACGGGACUCGACGACACACCAGAGACGUUGGAACCACCUUCCCUUCACCUGGUGAGGCCAGAACUUCCAGGCAGGUCUCAUCUUCCUCAUCCAGCUUGGACAGAGGACGAGGAGGGAGGAAGAGUCCAUCCAAGAGCCAGGGCUCACAAAAACAGAGGAAGAGCAAGAGGACUCCACCAAAGACCUACCCUGAAGGUGUAUCAUGGUUCAUCGCUGCUGACGAGCUGAGGUCAGAGGCGAGGAAGGAGAACCGGCCGGAGGAAGAGGAGUCGACCUGGAAGCCGAGCACCGCCUGGUUUGAACCGUACAGCCGAAUCCAUCCGUGGAGAGAACCACUCAGACAGAGACAAGUCCACCAAGACAGAAACCAACCUCAGCCUGAACCUGAUGUAGAUCCAAGAACCAAAACGCUGUCCUCUGGUCUGACACAGAUCUCUCUACAGGACGCUCUGCUGAUGCAUCGUCCAGAGUUCAUCUCUGAGUCGAGGCGGAGGGUGAAGCGUCUGGCUCUGCAGGUGGAGGAGAGGAGGCUCCAGGCCGAUUUCAACAGAGAGUGCGAUGAACUGUUCAGCCGGCCUGGAGGACCGGGGAGGCUGCCGAAGCCUGCAGGCAGUGCUCUGCUCAGGAGAGCUGUUCCCAGGAAGGAGAUGAUCCAGAGAUCCAAACAGAUUUAUGAGAAUCUUCCGGAGGUGCAGAGGAGGAGAGAGGAGGAAAGAAGGAAAGCAGAGUAUCGAUCUUACCGACUGAACGCUCAACUCUACAACAAGCGGAUCACUAACCGUGUCCUGGGCAGGAGAACAGCGUGGCACUGAUCAAACACACCUGUCAAACUUUUUUACUGUAGAUUAAAUCAAUGAUGUGAAAAUAUUUUUACAAUUUCUGUAACAUUAAGAGCAAGACUACCUAACUAAAUUUGGCUUUAAUAUAUUUGUGACCACAGUUUUAGUUUGUAUUUUAAAGAUUAUGUAGAAAAGUAGAAUUCUUUUCUUCGUACGACCAGUGACCUGUGUUUAUUGGUUAAACUUGAAAAUGCCUUUUCAUGUAAAAAUAAACUCGAUUCUUUAUCA